This is a messenger RNA of Aspergillus eucalypticola CBS 122712, 1021 nucleotides long. RefSeq lists its product as uncharacterized. The record is from RefSeq and is a predicted model, not a curated record. NCBI's taxonomy places the organism in Eukaryota, Fungi, Ascomycota, Eurotiomycetes, Eurotiales, Aspergillaceae. The transcript is spliced from 11 exons. Bases 1 to 780 code for a protein of 259 amino acids.
AUGACAAUGCGAACAUCGCAUGAUAAACGCAUCCAGCUGUUCGACCAUAUAUUUCAUGUCACCAUCAAGAUCGUACUUUGGCCUGCCAGCUGUGUAUGUGCUUGGUACCUCCCACAAAUACACAGCCUUUCGUGUGUUUUGUCAGAAGGUGAUCUACCCCCGAUUGCCUCCAUCUUUGAGUUUACUGUGCUCGGAAUCCCGCCGCGACAUGAAACUGAAACCGUCCAACACAUUGUUUAUCCCGAAGGACGAAUGGUCGGGUCAGUCCCAUCCAGUUUCCUCGAUUUUGGCAGAUCCACGGAACAUGACCCAGGAGAACCACUCCACAGACAGACCAGUUCUUCAUCGACCAUCAUCUGGGUUCCCAGUGGCACACAGACCUCUAGCAACGUCACCAAUGAUCUGCACGAGAUUUUCAAGGGGUCAUCUACUUGCAGGAGCACUCGGGAGCCCACGGGCGUUGAGCGUUCGUUUCCUGUUGACCGAGUGAAAAGGCCGAGCAAACUGAGACAUUGCAUGGCCGCUAGAACCGGUAAAGUGGCAGGCGAGAAGGUUCCAUUCAGGUGCUUGGCAACCGAGAUAGUCGGGAGGGGGAAGGCGGAGAAUUCUGGCUACGGGAUUCGCCCAUGGAUCGGGCCACUCGAUGUAGGAAGCGCUCGGAAGGUUUCGAGAAAAAAAGGUUAUCCUGCCGCCAGACCAGUUAGGCUAGUAAGAGAGGUACCGAAGGAAAUCAGAUCAUUAGACAGGAAGUGCAGUAGGCACCGCAGCACGAAGGACUAGAGAGUAAAAUAUGAUCCACCACUAGGGUCGAUCAGCAGCGCCCGUCGGCCUUUUUGGCGCUCAGCCGGAAAUGAAACAGAGGAGGGGAAUAACCUUGACACCGGGAGAAUGAUGAGUUGUUUGAGAAGGAGAAGUAGAAGUAGAAUUGUCUGGAGGGAACUUACGUCUCUCGUGGUGUAGAUACACCGAACAGGAGGAAGUGGUGGAUGAUCUGCAAAAAAAGAGGGAGUGGGAUGGCUAG